AUGCCUGCCCCGAAACCGUCGCAGCAGCAUCAGCAGAAGGAGGUGGUGCCUCCUCCUUUUCCAAAACCACAGGAGCCCCAGAAUGUGGUGGUGACUCUUCCGAAACCGAAGCCGCAGCAGCAGCAGAAGGAGAUGCCUCCAACGAAGCCCCAACAGCAGCAGCAGAAUGUGGUGGUGACGCUGCCGAAACCGCAGCAGCAGCAGCAGCCUUUGAAGGAGAUGCCGCCUGCCCCGAAACCACAGCCGCAGUUAUCCUCGCCGUUCAGCUUCACCAACAGCCUCAGUGCAGCCUUGCAGAACAAUUCAGCUGGAAGCGGUGGUGGUGGUGGUAGUCUCUUUGGCACUGCGGCGCCCAAGACUGGUGGAAGCCUUUUCGGCAGUCCAGCGCCAGCAGCAGCAGCCACUGCUUUACCUGCCUUUGGAGCAUCGUCGGCCUUUGGUGGCGGCAGUGGUGGUUCGCUCUUUGGUCAGUCCUCGCAGAAGGAGGUGCAACUUCCGAAGCAACUACAGCAGCAGCAGAAUGAGGUGCCUUCCUCGAAACCAAAGGAGCUGCCUCCGCCGAAACCGCAGCAGCAGCAGCCACAGAAUGAGGUGCCCACCCCAAAACCACAGCUGCCGCCGAAUGAAGUUUCUGCAUCGAAACCACAGCAGCAGCAGCAGCCUUUGAAUGAUGAAGUGCCUUCCACGAAACCGCCGCAGCCGAAGUUAUCAUCGUCGUUCAGCUUCAACAGCAGCCUCAGUGCUGCCUUGCAGAACAAUUCUGCUGCUGGGG
Molecule: messenger RNA, 772 nt
Organism: Rhagoletis zephyria (snowberry fruit fly)
Lineage: Eukaryota; Metazoa; Arthropoda; Insecta; Diptera; Tephritidae
Product: protein VASP homolog
Source: RefSeq, a predicted model, not a curated record